UGCUAGCUAGCUACCGAGCCGCUGCUGCCUGUCACUGUUACCUGUGCUGGUGUGGGCUGAAUAUCUCACUAAAACAAACCCAGGUCAAAAAUAAUACAUUUAAACCACAACGGUAAGCCCACUGAAGCCACUACAUGCAGUAACUAACGCCUGCUAGACUAACAGUUUCAACACGAACGUUGACGUUAAAUAAAGUCAGCUAGUUUUGUCUUGAGUUUUCAACGCGUGGUGAAAGCAAUGAAAACAACAUAAUCAGCUAUCUUUCUGUUCUAUGUAGCUUUCACUAGCGUAGGUAUUGUUAGUUUGGCUGACCUUUACCGUGGGUGCUAGCUUACAGGUCACAGUGAAUUUGCAUUUGGCUCAAGUUGGAUUUAUUUUAACGUUACAGCCACUUAAAUCAGUAAGAAGUUAACUUAACCCAUCAUCAGGAUCCAUCCUUUUAUGUCCACCCUGGCGUUUCCUUGUUUCGAUGGCAUUUACCUCCCAAAGCAAGAAAAUGAAUUCGUGCACCAUGUCAUGGAUGAGCUGGAAACAUACCAACAGAAAAGCAACCAGAAGAGCGUGCUCCUGUUCCCCUGUCUACCCAGCAGACUGCGAUACUUGAUACACAGGACCAUAGAAGACCUACCAGAGCUCACCACCUUCUCAGUAGGAGAAAGCUGGUGUCGCAGGGUUGUGGUCUGCCAUUCUGAGCUCAGGGGUGAGAUCGAGGAAGACAGUGACUUGGAGAGCAACAACAGCUUGUGUGAAGAGCCUCUAAGAAGUAAGGAGGAGAUGGACGGAUUUGCUAAGCCUAAAACUUCAAUCCCAUCACGAAGCCGAGGACCUAAGAGGCCAGACAAACCUCUUUACAUGCCACGAGCUGCUCGGGAGAGACUGUCCUCACAAAACUCACAAGGACCCACAGCAUACAAAGAGAAACCAAGUCCAGCCUCUAGUAGCUGUAGCCACAUCAGCAGUUCAUCUGACUCUUGUUCCUGUUAUGAAACUUCAGAAAACACUAAGCCCUCAUCCACAUCCAGACAGGAAUCACCCCCCAGUGUAACAGACGGUAUCCUCAACCAUAUUUCGGACAGUUCAGCACGUUGUCCUCAGGAAGAGAGACAAAAGUUGGUGCUGAGGCUGCAUGAAACUGAGCCCCUUGUUUGGGACCAGACUGUAUCCUGCUUCACUGAAAUGACUCUGGAGGAGGAUGUGAAAGACAAAGAAGACUUUGCUAGUGUGCCAUACAGCUCCCAGAUAGAAGAUACAAGCACAGACACAGAUGAUGUAACUGAAGAGAUCAAGGCACAUCUGAAAGAGGCAGUGUCUUUUUCCAUUGAGCACGUCCACAAUGACUACUCCAUUUAUGAGAAUGUGUGCAUCAGCGCGGAUGAGUUCCGUCACGUGAUCGAGAUCUAUGACUUCCCGCCUAUCUUCAAAACAGAUGACCUCCUGGAUGCUUUCACGGAAUACAGUGAUGGUGGAAUGAAGAUCAAGUGGGUGGACAACACACAUGCCCUGGGAGUUUUUUCCAAUGAGUCAGCAGCACUUCAUGCCCUCUCCAUCUGCCACCCACUGCUUAAGGCACGAGCACUGUCUGAAGGGAGUAAAAAAGCCAAAGGCAAGGCCAUUAGACGAGCAGAGUUUAUCCAGCCAGUGAAGGAACGUCCCAGGACAGACUGUGCUGUUGCCAGGCGGAUGGUGACCAGAGCCCUUGGACUGCCGGGACGAGGCAGAGUGCAACGUUACUGAGGAGAAGUGCUUCAGUGUUGGUAUAUACAGAAAGGUCCAGCAGAGGUCUGCCUCUGAACAGGCUUUACAGUGGCCAUAAACCUCUAACUGAUCAUCAAGAGUAUACCUACCGUCCACCACUGUUUGCCUGCUUUACUGCCCACAACAUAACAUCCACCCUGCUCAAGUGUCGUCCAACAUGACACCGUAUCACCACCAAGUGUUGUUCUGUAUCUUAACCUGACCCCUGACCUUUGGACAUUACUGUUGUGGUUCCUGUUGUUCACCGUUAGGGUCACUAAUAAUAAGACACUGAUAUAUCCGUGUUAAAAAAACAAUGAGGUAUGAAACAGUCUGAUUCAAGCCGUUAUUUCGGAUAGCUGAAAGGGCACUGGGGAAAACUGGAGAAGCUCUUAUACUUGUUUUGAUUUGAUUGCAUGUUGCCUUGAAACUAAAGUGCGUUUCAACGUUGUUCAAUUUCCAGACAGGGUGUUUUUGUUUCCUACUUGACCAGGCGAUCCAGGAUUGGUUGCAUAAAGUAGCAUUUUUUUUUCUAAAAUAAUUUCAAAUUCCUUCACAGAUUAAUUCUCAGGAUUUGGUUAAAGAAAUCUAUUUCAUUGUGCGCUGUAGUUACAGAUUUUUAUAUGGAGUGCAAAGCUCCUAACAGACAAAUGUAAUGUAGAUCCAUGAACAGAAGCAGAUCUGUUAAAAAACACUAUUCUUUUUAAAAGCCAGCAUUUAAGGGAAACACAGUUAAAAUAAAAUAAAAAAUGCAUGUAACAACAGUGUUAAACUGGACUUGAUAGAUAUUUUCUAAUAUUUUAGUUCAUUGUAAAAUUUUGUUUUUUUUUUUGUAAAGAAGUUGCAAAAUGUUCAGUUGUUCUUAAUAUUUAUUUUAAAUAGCAAAAACUACCAUAGGAUUGUUGCCUCGGAGGCAAGUUGUUUCUCACUCCAUAUUACAGAAAACAUAGAUGUUUUUGAUCUACUAAAGUUUGAGAAUUGGAAACUUGAAUGUUUAGCCUCUGUACAUGUUACUGUUAUGAUACUUUGUGUCAUAUUGUCACAUCAAGCUUCUGUAAAGGGGGUACAACAUGCCAUUAAGAGAGAAUUGUAUACGUUUGUAUUCAGUAAAAGAAGAUGAGUGUUUUAUUUUUUGUCAAACUGAAAUGGGCUGUUUCCCUGAAAUUAUCUUUUGUGCCUGAUUUAGUUUGACAGGACUUAUCCUAUGGAAUGUCUAUGCAUUGCCAUGUGGGUUACCUGUAUAGUUUAACUAAACUACAGUAUUGUCUAAUUUCAGGGAAGAAUUGACUUGAUUGUAGCAUUAAGUGCAGCACAAUCCCAUGGAAAUAUGAAAACUAUACGUGGUUUUUGACAUGAUACAUUGUAUAAAAGAAGUUAAAGUGUU
Molecule: messenger RNA, 3118 nt
Organism: Seriola dumerili (greater amberjack)
Lineage: Eukaryota; Metazoa; Chordata; Actinopteri; Carangiformes; Carangidae
Gene: r3hcc1
Product: R3H domain and coiled-coil containing 1
Exons: 8
Coding region: 442-1734 (430 amino acids)
Molecular function (GO): nucleic acid binding
Source: RefSeq, a predicted model, not a curated record